GCGGCCCGGGCGCCGCUCAUUGGCCACCGCCCCCGCAGGACCCGCCCCGCGCUUGGGCUUCGCAGCUCGGGGGCCGAUGGGCUCGCCUGCACCGGGGCGAGGGGACCAGGAGGGUCGGGGGACCAGUCUCCCCCUUUCCACCGUUCCAGAGACCAGACCUCUAGACUAGGCCGCCCCGUGGGAGCGAACCAUAUGGAAAGCUGGCUCCAGUGCCCAGACCCAAGCCCCCCACUGCUCAAUGGACACCCCCAGCCCAGACCUGUUGCCUUCGCCUUUGCCCGGGGAGGAAGAGAAACCUCUGGCCUUACCUCCUCCUGUUCCCCGGGGCCGCCGAGGCCGUCGUCCUGGGGGAGCCACCUCCUCAAAUCGGACGCUCAAGGCCUCACUCACUCGCAAGCGGGGCCGCCCCCCCAAGUCAGGGCAGGAGCCCCAGCUGGUGCAGGUGCAGGGGGUCACAGCCCCAGUGGGCAGCAGUGGCGGGAGCGACCUCCUCCUGAUCGAUGAUCAGGGUGUGCCCUAUACGGUCUCUGAAGGGUCAGUGGCUGGGUGUGAAGGCUCCGGCCCCAAGAAGGCCCCGCACUUCUGCCCGGUGUGCCUGCGGGCCUUCCCCUACCUCUCCGACCUGGAGCGCCACAGCAUCUCGCACUCAGAGCUGAAGCCUCACCAGUGCAAGGAUUGCGGCAAGACCUUCAAGCGCUCCAGCCAUCUGCGGCGGCACUGCAACAUCCAUGCUGGCCUGCGGCCCUUCCGCUGCCCGCUGUGUCCCCGGCGCUUCCGCGAGGCAGGCGAACUGGCGCACCACCACCGCGUGCACUCGGGGGAGCGCCCGUACCAGUGCCCCGUCUGCCGGCUGCGCUUUACAGAGGCCAAUACGCUCCGGCGCCAUGCCAAGCGCAAGCACCCAGAGGCCAUGGGGGUACCCCUGUGUGCAUCAGACCCAGAGCCUGAACCAUCGUGGGAUGACGAGGGCAUCCCGGGCACAGCAGGGGCUGAGGAGGAGGGGGAGACAGAGGGGAAGGGAGAACCGGCCUGACCCACAUCCCCUGCCAUCACUCCCUGGGCCAGGCUUAGAUCAGGGAGUUUGGCUGGUGGUGGGCCUGGGCCAGGCGGCUGGGACACGCUUGUUUCUGAUGGUCUUCCCGUUGUGGGAGCAGGUGGAGUGUGGACACCUAAACUUCUGGAUCCAGCUGCCUUCUGCCCCCCUCCCCCAGACUAGCAGACCCUUGGAGGCAGGGGCUGUAGAAAUAAAUCUCUGCCUGCUGGC
Sapajus apella (tufted capuchin) is the source of this 1264-nucleotide messenger RNA. RefSeq names its product zinc finger protein 524 (gene ZNF524). NCBI's taxonomy places the organism in Eukaryota, Metazoa, Chordata, Mammalia, Primates, Cebidae. The record is from RefSeq and is a predicted model, not a curated record. The transcript is spliced from 2 exons. The coding region runs from base 239 to 1033 and encodes 264 amino acids. Gene Ontology annotation, cellular component: nucleus.